AUGGUGGAUUGUCCCGGGUACAGUCUCUCUGGAGUGGCUGCCUCCUUGCUCUUUGUCCUGCUGACUAUAAAGCACCCAGAUGACUUCAGAGUGGUCGGCCCUGCCCUCCCUAUCCUGGCCAAAGUCGGGGAAGAUGCCCUGCUGACGUGUCAGCUCCUCCCCAAGAGGACCACGGCACACAUGGAGGUGAGGUGGUACCGCUCCGACCCUGACACGCCUGUGAUUGUGUACCGGGAUGGAGCAGAGGUAACCGGGUCACCGACGGAGGGGUAUGGAGGCCGGGCACAGUGGACGGAGGACAGCAGUGAAGAAGGGAGUGUGGCUCUGAAGAUUCACCAGGUCCAGCCAGGUGACGAUGGCCAGUACUGGUGCCGCUUCCAGGAGGGGGACUACUGGAGAGAGGCAAGCGUGCUACUCCAAGUGGCUGCUCUAGGAUCGUCUCCAAACAUCCAUGUGGAAGUACCCGGAGAAAGAGAGGUCCAGCUCGUGUGCACAUCCCAAGGCUGGUUCCCUGAACCUGAGGUCCAUUGGGAGGGCAUCUGGGGAGACAAGUUGAUGAGUUUCUCUGAGAAUCACGUGCUGGGUGAAGAUGGGCUGUUCUAUGUGGAAGACACACUGGUGGUCAGGAAUGACAGUGUGGAGACCGUUUCCUGCUUCAUCUACAACCAUGACCUCAGAGAGGCCCAGGAGGCCACCAUCGCUCUGCCAGAGAAACUUCACACUGAGCUGGCUUCCUCUAGCGUGAUCGGAUCUUCCCAGCCAACUCCUGUUCGAGUCGGAGAGAACAUAGAAUUAACUUGUCACCUCUCACCUCAAACGGAUGCUCAGAGCUUGGAGGUGAGGUGGCUCCGAUCCCGCUAUUACCCUGCAGUCCACGUGUAUGCUAAUGGGGCCCACGAGGCUGGAGAGCAGAUGGUGGAAUACAAAGGGAGGACUUCGCUGGUGACUGACGCCAUCCACCAGGGAAAACUGACCCUGCAGAUCAGCAACGCCAGAACUUCGGACGAAGGGCAGUACCGGUGCCUUUUUGGAAAAGAUGGCGUCUACCAGGAGGCCCGUGUGGAUGUGCAGGUGAUGGCGGUGGGUUCCACCCCACGGAUCACCCGGGAGGUUUUGAAAGAUGGAGGCAUGCAGCUGAGGUGUACAUCGGAUGGGUGGUUCCCACGGCCCCACGUGCAAUGGAGGGACAGAGAUGGAAGGAUAGUGCCAUCAUUUUCUGAGGCCUUUCGACAAGGGAGCCAGGAGUUGUUCCAGGUGGAGACGCUCCUGCCCGUCAUAAAUGGCUCCGUGGUGAACGUGACCUGCUCCAUCAGCCUCCCUCUGGGCGAGGAGAAGACUGCACGCUUUCCUCUCUCAGACUCCAAGAUAGCUUUGUUAUGGAUGACCCUGCCUGUUGUGGUGCUGCCUCUCGCCAUGGCUAUCGACCUGAUCAAGGGGAAAGGGCGGCGGACGAAAGAACAAACACACAAUGGCAAUCGGGAAAAUAACAAGAAUGAAGAAAGCCGUAGACGACGGCUUCCUUCUGACGAGAGGCUCAGAUAAAAAUGCACCGUGCAAGCCCAGCACCCCCGACUUCCUGAACCCCAUCCUUCCUCUCAUCUUGUCCCUCAGCGAGCACCACUGUGCUGACAUAGGAAUGGUUUCACCUGCUGCUGUCCAAAGACUCUUCAGGACCCGGUCUGCUCCUGAUGAGUCCUCACUCACGGUUGGGGACCCCUGACCUGAGCCAACCAAUCCUAGUCUUGGUCCCGCCCUCACAGUGAUGGCAUCUUCUCUCCCAUUGCCUCUUUCUGUUGUCCCUCAGGCAAGCAUCCCUGCCUGUGCAUGGCAGCUUUCUCCUAUCACCUUGACCAGGAGAAUGCAGCUGGUUCACGUAAGGACCACAGAAAGGAGACAGGAAAAAAUUGCUACCGCUUAAAUCUCUCAUAAGGUGUUUCAUACCUAUCUAUGUCAUGUACUGAUGUCCCAAAGAACAAUGCUUCCAUGCCUAAAACAGGGUUUUCUACAGUAACCUCACCAAAACAUAGACCUGGAGAGAAAUGUCACUCAUCUGAGACCUGGAUGGGCUUUUUCUAGAAAUGCCCAACCCAGUAGCAGCAGAGGGACAAAGCAAAUGGGAGGAGAGGGUUUCUUUCCUCUUUCCUCAAGAGGAAGGGCUAACUGAUUCUCAGUUAUGGAAGACCUGACACUUGCACUACACAUCAGACAGGAGGUCAUAGAAAUAACUAAGGGGUUAAAAGCACUGGCUGUGCUUGCAGCGGACCUGAGUUCCACCCACUCCCAGCACCCAUACAGCAGGUCACGGCCAUCUAUAAGUCCAGUUCUAGGGGAUCUGGUGCCCUUUUCAAGCCUCCAAGGGCACCAGGAACAUGCCUGGUACACAGGCAUACAUGUUGGCAAGGCAUCCAUACAUACAAAAUAAAAAUAAUCUUUAAAAAGAAUUAGAUCAAAGCCUCUCAUGUGGUCUCUAUCUGAGCAUGUCUGCAGCUGGUUCACAUAAGGACCACAGAAAGGAGACAGGAAAAAAUCGCUACUGCUUAAAUCCCUCAUAAGGUGUUUCAUACCUAUCUAUGUCAUGUACUGAUGUCCCAAAGAACAAUGCUUCCAUGCCUAAAACAGGGUUUUCUACAGUAACCUCACCAAAAAACUCUCUGUCUUAGUUACUGUUCUUUUGCUGUGACAAAACACCAUGACCAAGACAACUUUGUAAAAGAAAGCAUUUGAUCCGGGGCCUAUGGCUCCAGAGGGCUGAAGUCCACAGCCAUCAUGGCUGGAGGGCAUCUGGCAUCAGGCAGGCAGACACGGCACUGGAGCAGUAGCUGAGAGCCUAUAUCAGACCCACAAGGAUAAGGCAGAGAGCCUAACUCGGAACCAUGUGGACUUCGAACCUCAGUGUCUCACCUGCUCCCACAAGGGCACACCUCCUAAUCCUUCACCAGGUCCACCAGCUGGGUCUAAGCCCUCAAUCACAUGAGCGUAUGGGGGCCAUUUGCAUUCAAACCACAUUUUGUCAUUCUCUAAAUUUGCUUUUUUGAUCCCCUCUGGAGUUUAUGUGAACA
This is a messenger RNA of Apodemus sylvaticus (European woodmouse), 3059 nucleotides long. It is a transcript of the gene Btnl2, whose product is annotated as butyrophilin like 2. Gene Ontology annotation, molecular function: signaling receptor binding. The coding region runs from base 1 to 1542 and encodes 513 amino acids. The record is from RefSeq and is a predicted model, not a curated record. Gene Ontology annotation, cellular component: external side of plasma membrane. The transcript is spliced from 8 exons. Gene Ontology annotation, biological process: T cell receptor signaling pathway; regulation of cytokine production. Lineage: Eukaryota; Metazoa; Chordata; Mammalia; Rodentia; Muridae.